UAAACUUCGGCCCGAUCCGAUCCGACCCGCCCCGGGUCGGCUCCACCCGACCCAGCAUCGCAUGUUCCCCUUUCUCGUUUCCAGAUCCAUUCCAAGACCUGAACUAGAUCUCUUCUUCUUCUUCUUCGUUCGUCUUCCUCCAAGACAGGGUUGGGCAGUCGUCGUCGUCGUCUUAUCGUUCUUCAGUUUCUUCAUCGGAGGCUUUGUAAUUACAACAGUGGGUUCUACAACAAUGUCUGCCGCUACCAACCAAAACCACCUUGGUGCUGGUGGUGUCCCUUGGAAUCAAGAUGCUGAAUCUUUGUUUCGGAUGAAACCUAUCUCGGAGAUCCGCAAUGUUGAGGCAACCACCAGGAAGCAAAUUGAGGAGAAGAGUGAGGAGCUCCGUCAAUUGAUUGGAAACCGAUACCGUGAUCUCAUUGACUCUGCUGAUUCCAUCAUGCUCAUGAAGUCAUCAUGCGAAUCCAUCUCUGCAAAUAUCUCUGCCAUCCACCAUGCCAUUCUCCACUCUCUCUCUUCGCCAGACGUUCCGAGGACCCCUUGUGUCCCUUCCAGCGUUGUGGGUUCCCACAUAUAUGGAAUUGCCUGCCGUGUCAAGUAUCUGGUUGACACCCCGGAAAACAUUUGGGGCUGCCUUGAUGAAUCCAUGUUCCUUGAGUCCUCUGCUCGCUACAUUCGUGCAAAGCAUGUGCAUUACAACUUGCUCAACUGCAGUGAUAGCAAAAAUGUGCUCUCUAAUUUCCCUUUAUUGCAGCACCAGUGGCAAAUAGUGGAAGGUUUCAAGGUCCAGAUCUCACAGAGGAGUCGCGAGAGAUUGUUGGAUCAGACCAUUAAUCUUGGAAUCAGUGCCUAUGCCGAUGCAUUGGCAGCUAUUGCCAUCAUAGACGAACUGGAACCAAGAAAUGUUUUAUCCUUGUUUAUAGAUUCCAGAAAAUCAAUUAUUCUGCAAAAGUUAAGUUCUUGCUGCCAUGAUGCCAAUGCUGAUAGUUCUGAAGUAAUUUCUGUCUUCUGUGAUGUUUUAAAGAUAAUUCAAAUCACUAUCUGUCAAGUGGGGGAGCUGUUCUUGCAGGUAUUAACUGACAUGCCUCUGUUUUACAAAACUGUUUUCGACACUCCUCCUGCUUCUCAAUUGUUUGGGGGCAUACCAAACCCUGAUGAGGAAGUGAAGCAGUGGAAUUCAUUCAAAGACAAGUUGGAAUCUGAUAUGGUAUUGCUAGAUCGUGAUUUUAUUUCCAAGACUUGUUCUGAUUGGUUAAGGAACUGUGGAAAGGAUAUUAUGAGCAAGAUUAGUGGUAGGUAUUUGAUUGAUGUUGUUGGCAGUGGGUAUGAGCUUGCUCUAGCUGAGAAGUCAAUAAGGGAAACCACGGAUAGUAAACAUGUUUUAGAAGGUAGUUUGGAGUGGCUGAAGAGUGUUUUUGGUUCUGAGAUUGAGUUACCUUGGAAAAGAACACGCGAGCUUGUAUUAGGUGAAGAUUCAGAUAUAUGGGAUGAUAUCUUUGAAGAUGCCUUUGUUAGAAGGAUGAAGGGAAUUAUAAACUUGAAAUUUGAAGAAUUAGGUGGAGUUGUUGAUGUGGUACAGUCAGUUCAAUCAAUAGCAAAAACGGCUGGUGAUCAUACCAAUUCUGAAGAUCUUCUGAGCAGAUUUCAGACUGGUGGUGUUUGGUUUGUGCAGCCACCUGGUAAAAAGCCGGGCUCCAUUUCUAGCUUAAAAUCACACCAGAUGCAAGAAAAUGAUUUCAUUAGCUGUCUUGGCACUUACUUUGGUCCGGAAAUUAGGCGAAUUAAAGAUUCUGUGGACAAUUGCUGUCAGAAUAUCCUCAUUGAUCUCCUCCAUUUCCUCGAGUCUCCCAAUGCCCCACGUAGGUUAAAGGAUUUGGGACCAUACGUUCAAAACCGGUGUUACGAAAGUAUGUCAUUAAUUUUGACACAAAUAAAGGAUGAGCUUGACCAUCUACAUAAAGAGCUAGAAAACAAAACUAAAGAUGAUACCUUGGCACUUCCUCCAGCUAUACUUGUUGAAAGAUCAUUAUUUAUUGGUAGACUUCUCUUUGCAUUUCAGAAGCAUGCCAAGCACAUACCUGUGAUACUCGGUUCACCUAGAUCAUGGGCGAAUGAAGUUGUGAGUAGCACUAAUAUUCCAUCCUCAGUUGUGUUGAAGCAUACCCGAAAUGUCACUGACUCACCAAUGGUUGAUAGCCCAGUUAGACGAAUACCUGAUUCCAGCAGGAAACAAAGCUCUCUAUUUACUACUGCUCUAUUUGGAGUGGAUGACAAGUUAAGUCCACAACUUGAGGAACUAAGACAGACAACCCAAGAGCUUUAUAUCAGAGCAUACAGUCUUUGGAUUUCUUGGGUUUCGGAUGAACUUUCAAAUAUGCUCUCUGCAAAUCUGAAACAGGAUGAUGCAUUGUCAUCAACAGCUCCUGUCAGAGGUUGGGAGGAGACAGUAGUUAAGCAGCAAGAUCAGGCAAAUGAAAGCCCGUCAGAGAUGAAGAUAUCUCUUCCAUCUAUGCCUUCUCUGUAUGUGACUUCAUUUUUAUUUUAUGCAUGUGAAGAGAUCCAUCGUGUUGGUGGCCAUGUACUUGAUAAAUCAAUUUUGCAGAAUUUUGCAGCAAGGCUUUUUGAUAAGGUUGUUGGAAUAUAUGGAGGUUUUCUGUCAACUGAUGAAAGUCAUGCAUCUAAAGCAUCGGAGAAAGGUGUCCUGCAAAUUUUAUUUGAUUUGAAAUUUGCUGCUGAUAUUCUUUCUGGAGGUAAUGCUAAUGUGAACGAUGAAUUAUCGGAGGUUCCGAAUGUGAAAUCUUCUUAUAGAAGGAAACCAAAAGCACAACAACCUAAAUCUAUUGUAGAUGAGCGAAUUAAACAGUUGUUAAAUCGCCUUUCACAACGGUUGGAUCCCAUAGAUUGGCUCACGUAUGAACCAUACUUGUGGGAGAAUGAGCGGCAAGCAUGCCUUAGACAUGGUGUUCUCUUUGGGUUCUUUGUGCAACUCAAUAGAACACAUAAGGACACCGUUCAGAAGCUGCCCACCAAUUCUGAAUCAAAUAUUAUGCGCUGCUCCACAGUACCACGUUUUAAAUAUCUUCCCAUCAGUGCUCCAGCAUUGUCCGUGAAGAAUGCAGCCAGGACAUCAGCAUCAUCUUUGGAUGAUGUUUAUUCAAGGAAUACAUGGAAGAGUUAUGCAGCUGAUGAGAUAACUCGAAAUUCUAAUGUUGAUGAGGACUCUAGUUUAGGGGUGGCUGCACCAUUUUUGAAGUCCUUUAUGCAGGUUGGAAGCAGAUUUGGGGAGAGCACCCUGAAGCUAGGAUCAAUAUUAACAGAUGGGCAAGUAGGAAGGUUUGGUGACAUAUUACCUGUACAAGCAGCUGGUCUCCUUUCAUCCUUCACAGCUGGCAGAUCAGAUUCUUGACAAAUGCAGCUAUUACUCUGGAAUACUCCUAGAUACCAUAGUUUCAUAUUUCCUCUUUCUCCUCACGAGGCAACAUGACACCUGAUAAAUGAAGUCAUAUUCUUUGGUGCUGGAAUACCUAUGUUGAAUGAGAUGCCCUUCCUCACCUCACCUCACCUCACCUCACUCUGGCUAUGUGCUACCAUUAUGAAUCUUAUGAUACAGUGCUUUUGUGCAUUAUAGUCUUUUCAGGUCAUACAUUAUUGAGUCUAUACCAACCUGAGCCCCAGCGGUGUGUAAGAUGUGGCUGUUUAUGGGAACAUCAGCAUCAUGUUCUUCCUGAUGUGUAAAUGUAGCCAUUGGGAUAAGAAGCUUACCUACAGUGUUGCUGCUAUGUUCAAAUACAUGCAUAUAUAUAUAUAUACAUAUGUAUAUAUAUUUGCAGUUGAGGAUAUUGACUAGUGCUUCUCAUGAUGUAAUUUGUUUUUGUUAA
This is a messenger RNA of Andrographis paniculata, 3878 nucleotides long. RefSeq names its product conserved oligomeric Golgi complex subunit 1. Gene Ontology annotation, cellular component: Golgi apparatus; COG complex. Gene Ontology annotation, biological process: intra-Golgi vesicle-mediated transport. The record is from RefSeq and is a predicted model, not a curated record. The coding region runs from base 62 to 3406 and encodes 1114 amino acids. The transcript has 8 exons. Lineage: Eukaryota; Viridiplantae; Streptophyta; Magnoliopsida; Lamiales; Acanthaceae.